AUGGCGUCUCCCCCGCCCUUCGACCUCUGCAGCGACCUCGACGACGACGACAUCGACGAACCCGUCACCGCCGUCCCCAAGGAUCGCCAUCUCCCUGCCGCCGCCCCCACACCCAACGGCCUCAACGACCACCUCCUCCGCUUCACCCGCAGCUUCCAGCGCCCCACCCAAAACCCUAACCCUAGCCCCAAUCCGCAACCGCCUCCGCCUCCGCCUCCAGAAGCGGCCGCCGAAGAACAAGUCGGGAAGGUCAAGCUCGCCGGCCGCCGCCGCCUAUGCAAGCUCGCCGCCACCGCCACCGCCACUCAGCAAGUGGAUGAGGAGGAGGUGGAUGGCGACAACCAGGACGACGGCGAAAGCAUAUUCGACAUCCUAGAUGACCUCAUCACCCGAUUCGACUCUCUAUCCGUCCAGAAACCCGGCCCCACCGAGAGGCCCAGGACACAGCAGCUCGCCCCUCUGCCCUGCGCCAUCACCGUGGACGACCUAGAUGACCAGAGCGCAGAUGAUGGGGAUGCCCAUCCCGGCGCCUCCUCGCCCGUUCAAAUUUCUUGUUCUGAUGAAGCUACGGUCACCACCAGACGCCCUCAGGUCAAGAUUGAAACUACUUCAGUCUCGUCAGCCUGUACCCAUUAUGCCAGUGAUGACGUCCGUGGCAAGGGGAAGAACAAAGGGACCGCCAAGGAUGUUGGGAGGCUAAACAGGGUAUCAAAGACCUCAUCCUUUGUUGAUUCUUAUUCCGACUCUGAUUAUGACAACUGUGGGGAGGACCAAGGAACAGGAACAGCUUAUGCUGUUAAGCAGGUAAGAAACAAGGCACUCACAAGGAGACCACCCAAGAUCUCAACAUUCAGGAACAAUGACGUCAGUGAUGAUGAGCUGGGUCAGGAGAAGGAGAAUCUUGGAGCUGCUGAGAACAAUGCUGAGGAUGUUGGAUGGGAGAAGACGGAGGACUUCAAGAUGGAUCCAACUGGAACUGCUGCAACAUCCAAGCCAUACAAGCUCCCAGGACAGAUAUUCAAGAUGCUUUUCGCCCACCAGCGUGAGGGCCUCCGUUGGCUCUGGGUUCUGCACUGCAGGGGAACCGGAGGAAUCCUAGGGGAUGACAUGGGCCUUGGCAAGACAAUGCAGGUUGCUGCAUUUCUGGCUGGAUUGUUUCAUUCUCGUCUAGUCAAGAGGGUGCUCAUUGUUGCUCCAAAGACACUUCUGGCUCAUUGGACCAAGGAGCUUUCAAUUGUUGGCCUUAAAGAGAAGAUCAGAGACUACUCUGGCCCUAGCACAAAUAUUCGCAGUUAUGAACUCCAAUAUGCCUUCAAGGAGGGUGGUAUCCUCCUAACCACCUAUGACAUUGUCCGGAACAACUACAAGCUAAUAAGAGGCAACUCCUACAACAAUGUUGAUGAUGAUGAGGAAGGAACAUUGUGGAAUUACAUAAUUCUUGAUGAGGGGCAUCUAAUAAAAAACAAUAAGACACAAAGGGCCCAAAGCUUGUAUGAAAUACCUUGUGCCCAUCGCAUUGUGAUCAGUGGGACACCUAUUCAAAAUAACUUGAAGGAAAUGUGGACUCUGUUCAAUUUUUGUUGCCCAGAUGUCUUGGGUGAUAAACAACAGUUCAAAAUAAGGUUUGAAACGCCUAUCCUUCGAGGAAAUGACAAAAAUGCUACAGCUCGAGAGAAGCAUGUAGGCUCAAAUGUGGCAAAGGAACUAAGAGAGCGAAUCAAACCAUACUUUUUGCGACGCAUGAAAAGUGAAGUUGUCUUUGAUACUGGUGCAUCAGAAGAAAAAACAUUAGCCAAGAAGAAUGAGCUAAUUGUCUGGCUGAAGUUAACACCAUGCCAGAGGAAACUAUAUAAAGCUUUUCUGAACAGUGAGUUGGUUCAUUUAGCGUUGCAGCCAAAGGCGUCACCGUUGGCUGCAAUCACAAUAUUGAAGAAAAUCUGUGAUCAUCCACUGCUAUUGACUAAGAAAGGUGCUGAGGGUGUCUUGGAAGGAAUGGAUGAAAUGUUGAAUGAUCAAGACAUUGGAAUGGUAGAAAAAAUGGCCAUGAACCUUGCAGAUAUGGCUCAUGAUGAUGAUGCACUGCAAGUUGGUCAGGAUGUCUCAUGCAAGCUAUCAUUCAUCAUGUCCUUGUUGCGGAACCUUGUUGGAGAGGGGCAUCGUGUUUUAAUAUUUUCACAGACUCGUAAAAUGCUAAACCUUGUUCAGGAAGCCAUAAUAUUAGAGGGCUAUGAGUUUUUGCGCAUUGAUGGCACCACCAAGGUUUCUGAGCGGGAAAGGAUUGUGAAGGACUUCCAAGAGGGUCGUGGAGCUCCAAUUUUUCUGCUAACAACACAAGUUGGUGGACUUGGACUUACACUCACCAAGGCAGCUCGCGUCAUAGUAGUUGAUCCUGCAUGGAACCCUAGUACAGACAAUCAAAGUGUUGAUCGUGCUUACCGAAUUGGACAGACCAAAAAUGUGAUUGUAUACCGCUUGAUGACAUCUGCGACCAUUGAAGAAAAGAUAUACAAAUUACAGGUUUUGAAGGGGGCUCUGUUCAGGACAGCUACGGAACAAAAAGAGCAAACACGUUACUUCAGCAAGAGUGAUAUUCAAGAUCUAUUUAGUUUGCCACAACAAGGAUUUGAUGUUUCCCUCACGCAGAAGCAGUUGCAAGAAGAGCAUGGUCAACAAGUUGUUAUGGAUGAGUCCUUGAGGAAGCAUAUACAGUUUCUGGAGCAACAAGGAAUAGCCGGUGUGAGCCAUCACAGCCUCCUAUUCUCUAAAACUGCAACCCUGCCCACGUUGAGUGAGAAUGAUGCACUGGACAGCAAACCUCGUGGCAUGCCCAUGAUGCCCCAGCACUAUUACAAGGGAUCCUCAUCUGACUAUGUCGCCAGCGGGGCAGCUUUUGCGUUGAAGCCAAAAGAUGAAAGUUUCACUGUUCGAAAAUACUCUCCAAGCAACAGAAGCGCAGAGAGUCUUGAAGAGUUAAAGGCGAGAAUCAACCGGCUUUCACUGACCCUCUCCAACGCUGCGCUGGUGUCGAAGCUACCAGAUGGUGGUGAGAAGAUAAGGAGGCAGAUAAGCGAGCUGGAUGAGAAGCUGGCUUCUGCUGAGAAGGGGCAGAAGGAGGAGGCCACUGAAGUGAUUUCCUUGGAUGAUCUGAUUACAGAUAUGAAGAACAUAACAGUGCCCAUUUAG
Miscanthus lutarioriparius is the source of this 3183-nucleotide messenger RNA. Lineage: Eukaryota; Viridiplantae; Streptophyta; Magnoliopsida; Poales; Poaceae. The record is from the annotation of a GenBank genome assembly.